ACUUUUGGAAAUUUAGUCAUUAGCAGUUCAGUGAAGAAUCGACUGGUUGCAAUUGCAAUUGCCAGCCAAGUCAAAAAAUGAAAAUAGUUGUCUUGUUGGCGUUGUCUUUGCUAGUUACCUUGGCCAAUGCUCAAGGAAACUACAAAAAAGUUUGUUACUUUGCCAAUUGGGCGGUUUACCGCAACGGGCUUGGACAGUAUGGGCCUGAUAAAUUGGACGCAUUCGAAUGCACCCAUUUGAUCUAUGGUUUCAGCGUACUUGACCGCGUCACAUACGAAAUGAAAGUAUUCGACGAUUGGGCCGACAUCGGUCUAGGCGGUUACCAAACAUUCACCGGGUUGAAAAAUCAAAAUCCUAACCUUAAAACUUUGAUUGCGCUUGGAGGAUGGAAUGACUCGGCGUUCUCCACUCAAUAUUCAGAACUUGUAGCAGAUCCCGUGAAGAUGGCCAACUUUGUGCAAAAAGCUCUUGCUUUCGUCCUGCAGUACAAUUUUGAUGGACUGGAUUUCGAUUGGGAGUAUCCUGGUGAUCCGGGAAAACCCGAGGAUAAAGAGAACUUUAUCACGCUCUUGAGAAUGCUUCGCGACGCUUUCAAACCUCACAAUUUACUGCUCACGAUAGCAGUGUCUUGCAGUGCAGUACGGGCUGAAACGAGCUACAAUAUCCCGGCCAUUGCAGAAGCUGUAGAUUUCGUCAACUUUAUGACAUAUGAUAUCCACGGCGCCUGGGAAAAUCAAGUGGACCAUCACGCCCCGCUUUAUCGGCGUGACUUUGAAGAAGGCACUGAGGCGAUUUUAGUAGCCGAAUCAGUUGACUUUUGGCUGGAAAAUGGGAUGCCAGCCGAGAAAUUAAUUUUUGGUUUGCCAGCAUACGGUCGGAGUUGGACACUACAAGACCCAACGCAAACUGGCCUUUUAUCUCCUGCAACCGGAGCCGGUCCUGCAGGGAAGUACACCGGAGCAGAAGGUUUCCUUUCUUUGUAUGAGAUGUGCUUGUACCAACAGAGUGGGUGGACGACAGUGACCGACCCUCAAGGCCUGAUGGGCCCAUACAGUUUCAAAGGAACAACUUGGGCUUCAUGGGACGAUGUAGACAUGGCAAUUCUCAAGGUAAAAUACGCAAUGAGCAAAAAUUUGGGUGGAAUCAUGUUCUGGGAACUCAGUUUGGACGAUUUCCUUGGCGUCUGCAAUAUGGGUCCACGCCCCUUUUCGAAUGCCAUAACUGCAACACUCGAAGGACGGCCGUUUGACACCUCAACUCCGGCACCAACACCGACACUCUAUCCGCAAACCACUCAGCGCCCUAUAACGUGUACGAGUAACGGCCAAUAUUACGCUGAUCCGGCCGAUUGCUCUAAAUAUUAUCAAUGCGUUAAUCAACAGGUCAUCACUUUAUAUUGCCAAGCUGGUCUUGUUUUCAAUUCCAAAGUUAACGUGUGUGAUUGGCCUUAUAACGUACCAGGUUGCUACUAGAAACUCCCAGUUAAUAUGAAUUCUUUUCUCCGAUUAUUGUAUUUGCCCUAAAUUUUGAAUGAUUAUAUUUCUUAAUUUUUAAAAAAUUCAACUGCGAUUUUUUACGUUGUAGAAUAAAGCAGUUGGCGUAUUAGUUGAAUAAAGCAUCAUCAUUAUGAA
Daphnia pulex (common water flea) is the source of this 1631-nucleotide messenger RNA. RefSeq names its product acidic mammalian chitinase-like. Gene Ontology annotation, biological process: chitin catabolic process; carbohydrate metabolic process. The transcript has 7 exons. Gene Ontology annotation, cellular component: extracellular region. The coding region runs from base 78 to 1472 and encodes 464 amino acids. Lineage: Eukaryota; Metazoa; Arthropoda; Branchiopoda; Diplostraca; Daphniidae. The record is from RefSeq and is a predicted model, not a curated record. Gene Ontology annotation, molecular function: chitinase activity; chitin binding.